Molecule: messenger RNA, 1545 nt
Organism: Zingiber officinale
Lineage: Eukaryota; Viridiplantae; Streptophyta; Magnoliopsida; Zingiberales; Zingiberaceae
Product: NAC domain-containing protein 71-like
Exons: 4
Coding region: 409-1338 (309 amino acids)
Biological process (GO): regulation of DNA-templated transcription
Molecular function (GO): DNA binding
Source: RefSeq, a predicted model, not a curated record
GCUUCAUUGCUUCUCCUUCCUUCCUCUAUAAAUAGACAUCUCGUCUCUGUUCUUCCACUCUACUCUCUGAUAAGUUCCACCUAUCUGAUAAGUCCUCUCCGUUUUGGCAUCCCAUUGAACUUGUAGCUUGAAAUAGAAAACCGUCUGUUGCAGAUUUCUAAGAACAAUUAUCAGAGGUUUAUGAGAAGAUCAAUGAUUUUGACCUAUAAGAGUUCUACACUUUGGAAGCUGUGUUCAGAGAAAAGGUUUUAUUUUUGGAUAUUCAACACUUUAAAUAGGUACACUUCGUCAAGGGCGAUCCGGCUUCCAUGUUUUUGAGGGAAGCAAAUCUUCGUUUUCUGAUCAAUUUUAUCAUAUAAUCGAAUUUUUAAAGAGUGCUUUGUUUUAUCAUCUUCAUAACUGCACAAAAUGAGUUCUAUGUUGCUGCCACCCGGUUUUCGAUUCCAUCCAACAGACGAAGAGUUGAUCGAUUACUAUCUGAAGAGGAAAGUGAAUGGGCUUAAGAUCGAGCUUGAAGUUAUUCCAGUGAUUGAUUUAUGCAAGUUUGAUCCAUGGGAGCUACCAGAUAAAUCGUUUCUCCCUAGAAAAGACAUGGAAUGGUUCUUCUUUUAUCCACGCAACCGCAAAUACCCAAAUGGUUCCCGCACCAACAGAGCUACAGUUUCUGGGUACUGGAAGGCCACUGGGAAAGACAGAAAGAUAAGCUGCGAAUCUUGUGUGUUUGGGCUGAGGAAGACUCUUGUUUUCUAUCUGGGGCGAGCUCCCGGGGGAGAAAGAACUGACUGGAUCAUGCACGAGCACCGCCUUUGCGAAGAUCUUCCCAAUGGAACUACUAAUUUUGUGGGAGAUUUUGCCUUGUGCCGGGUGAUGAAGAGAAAUGGAAGAUGCAACUCUCCUGCCAUGUACUCCGACUUCAAACACAAAAGAAACUUGGAAGAGGUUUAUGAUUGCACGGAAGAGAGCUCAUCUCUUGAUCCUUUUCAGAGAAGCAGUGGAACAGUUUCUUGUCUCAAAUCGCCAAGCUUUUGUGAUCAGUUCCAGAGUCCACAAGCAGCAGGCCCAUCAUUUAAUCAGCUCGCAGUUCCAUCUCGAAUCGAUCACAUAGAUGGAGCUUUAUUUCCCGGUGACCAUGGCGCCAAAUAUUUGCCAUGUUUCACGAGUUGGGAAGACAUCACCUUUCAGAGCCUCAGAUUGGAUUCAGCAAACUAUCUGAGUGCAUCGUCCAGUGGAAUUGGUGCUGAAGCCUCCGAUGGAACGGUGACCCCGAUUUGUAGGCAAGCAAGUGGAGAAGAACCCAACUUAUGGUUCUCGGAAGAGAAUGUGAUGAUGGUGAUCUGAUGGAAAAACUGGAGAUGACAAAAUAUUUGUAUGAAGUAUAUAAUAAUAUUAACACCCAUAAGGUUGCAAUAGAAUCUCCAUAGACAACUUGUUGUAAUGCCUCUCAGAAGGAAUUGUGAGACUAUUGAGUAAAGGUGGAAUUACACUGAGCAUUAACUCUGUCUUGUUGAAGAAUGGUCUCUCGAUGUAGUUUUUCGUCUAUUAUUA